Lytechinus variegatus (green sea urchin) is the source of this 2331-nucleotide messenger RNA. RefSeq lists its product as uncharacterized. Gene Ontology annotation, molecular function: DNA binding. NCBI's taxonomy places the organism in Eukaryota, Metazoa, Echinodermata, Echinoidea, Temnopleuroida, Toxopneustidae. Bases 346 to 1872 code for a protein of 508 amino acids. The record is from RefSeq and is a predicted model, not a curated record. Gene Ontology annotation, biological process: DNA integration; DNA recombination. The transcript has a single exon.
UUAACCGUAUCAGACAUCUGAGCAGGGCAACUUUGAAACAUUGUUGCCUGCCUAAGACUGGGAUCGAAUGGCCGGUCAAUAAAAUUCCAAUUGUUUUCCACGGGCCCAAUUUAUUGCCCGCUCAAGAAAGUCAAUGAGAAAAUGCGUGGAAAUGUAGCGGGCAACAAAAGGCAGCGCUAACAUCCGGGCAUUCUUAAAUUUUCUCCGAAUUUUUGUUACCCGAAUCCCGCCGCAGGCGAUUCUUGCUUGUGCAUAGGUUUUGUACGUAAAAGAAUUUUGAGCAGCGGGCGCGGGCCGGGCGUAGCUGGCGUUGUAUUCGUAAACAGAGUAUUUCGCAAUCUCAAUAUGGCUGCCUCCACGAAACCAAAGCGUUUCGCAAGCUUCGACGAAGAAGAAUUUAGUAAAAUUCUUGGAAAUAAGGAUGCAGACAGCACUAAGAGAGCUACGAAGCAAGCGAUCACAAUUUUCAAGGAGUAUCUGUUUGAGAAAUGCAUCGAUAUUGAUUUGGAGACGGUGGACAAGAGCACACUUGCUCCAAUUCUGAGUAAGUUCUAUGUGGAAUUACGUAAAUCGGACGGAUCACAUUACAAAACAGCAUCGUUAAAUUCUCUGAAAUCUGGCUUGAAUAGGCACCUUAAAUCUGUGCGUUCAGAUGUAAUUGAUAUUGUAAAGGAUCCAGAAUUUACCAAGGCUAAUGUUGCGUUCAAAGCAGCGCUGGUGGAGUUGAAAAAACUUGGGAAAGGUGACACCGUUCAUCAUGAUGAGAUCGAAAGUGAAGAUAUUCAAAAGUUGUACAGUUACUUCAAAGAGGAUGAAACACCUGUAACACUUAGUGAGAAGGUUUGGUUCGAGUUAAGUCUCUACUUUUGUCGCAGAGGUAGAGAGAACUUAAGAACCUUGAAAAAGGCUCAUUUUCAACUGAAAAAAGAUGCAAAUGAACGUGAGUACGUUACCCAAACUGUAGAUGAACUAACUAAAAAAACUAGAGAGGAUAAUCAAAGUUCCAGAGUAGAUGGUGCUCGCAUGUAUGCUACUCCAGGUGAUCCACGUUGCCCAGUCGCGUCAUUUAAGACAUACAUGUCUAAAUUGAAUGAUGAUUGUGAAUAUCUGUUCCAAACGCCCAAGCAAAUGCGUCCUAAAUCGGGCCCAUGGUACACCAAAACACCAAUGGGGAAGAACACUCUUGGUAAUAUGAUGAAGAGCUUAUCACAAAAAGCAAAACUGUCAAAGAAGUACACUAAUCACUGUGUAAGAACAACAAGCAUUAGAAUACUUGACAAGGAAGGGUUUGAAGACAGAGAAAUUUGUCAAGUUAGUGGCCACAACAAUCAAUCUAGCCUUGCAAGUUACACUGGCCGUGUGUCUGGAAACCAAAAGAUGAACAUGUCAGAUGCAUUAUCUCGUGCCAUUGGAGUACGUGAAGCUCAGCCUCAAGCUGCACCAUCUGUGAGUCUGAACACAUCAAACAAAACCUCGCAUGAAAAUUGUGAUCGUGUUGAUAGAGUUCAGGAUGCAGGUCAGCCAAGCGUAAUCCAUCAAGCAGUGAAUGAAAUGGACAAUGAUCUCGGCCUAAACUUUGAUUUAGACUUCAACUUUGAUGAGGUAGAUCUAAUAUUACCCAAUUCGCAGCUAUCUGUUUAUUCUGUUCACUCAGAAGUAGAAGUCACUGAAGAAGUGCAGGUACGCAACAUACAGGAUGUUUUGCAACCGUUGGAUAUGAACACAGCUCCUGCUUCAAAUGCUUCUUCAGCCAGAAACAUCACAAACAGAAGCACCACUACAACUAACACUCAUAGUCAAAGGAUGCAAGUUCAGCAAACUCCAUUUCUGCUCCAAAAUUGCACGGUGACUAUAAACUAUUACAACAACUAGUCUCGUGAAAAAUAGGACACUGUAAAUAGACCUGUUGAUUUUAAUUGUUAGACUUUUGCGAAACCCAUGUUACUAAUUGUUAUCUGAAGUUCAAACUUUAAGCAGUAUUUUACGUUGCAUUUCUCAUCGUUGAAGAAAUUUUCCUUCAUGACUUUUGAUAUCGAUUGGAGUUUGAAAUUUGAAUUGGCAGGAUAUCAAUUUUCAAUUGGAUUACAGUAGUGUGGUUACUUCUCAAGACUGCAAUCUUCAAUAAUGGUGAGUUUUACUAAAUUUACUUUGAAUUUCAAAAUUCCGCGUACAAGCUCUAGAUGUCUGAUUUGGUUAAUAAUAGCAAUAUUGACUGGCCUGGGGGCGAAAGGACAUAUAUCGCCCUCACUAGAUUUAUAUCACCCUCGUCUUCGACUCGGGUGAUAUAAAUCUAGUUUGGGCGAUAUAUGUCGUAUCGCCCCCAGGCCAGUC